Alternaria burnsii is the source of this 1851-nucleotide messenger RNA. RefSeq lists its product as uncharacterized. The transcript is spliced from 2 exons. The record is from RefSeq and is a predicted model, not a curated record. Bases 1 to 1851 code for a protein of 616 amino acids. NCBI's taxonomy places the organism in Eukaryota, Fungi, Ascomycota, Dothideomycetes, Pleosporales, Pleosporaceae.
AUGCUUCGAAGCUCCUCUCGCUGGCGUGAUCGCGUGUCGGAAUUGUCAGGCCAAAUUGUUGUCGAAGACGGUUGGGGUUUGUUCGCGAGAGCAUCUUUCGAAGCCGGAGAUGGACCUGAUCACGAUGGCUAUGAUCAGACCCUAGAAUAUUGCUACCGAGAAGAACCAAAACAGCUCAACAUCUACAACAACUACCACAACUGGCAUACGAGAGUAAUGAGACCAGUACAUCCCGACCCGCGUGGAAGCAGCUGCUUCGACCUGAUCGUUCAAUGGAUCAGCCAGUGCAAAUUGCACGCUCGCUGCUCUCAGUCAGUUCCAGUUGCACUUCCAAAGCGGGUUAUCGAAAUUUCAGCCGAUCCUUCUAUAUCACCUACACUGCGAACAAGCAAUGAUGCGUUGGGUCGAUACGUAGUCUUGUCUCACUGUUGGGGUAGCAAAGGACCGACGAAGCUCACCAACGCACUGUUGGCUCAAUUCCAAGAGGCCAUCAAACUUGAGCUGCUUCCAAAAAGCUUCAGGGACGCGAUCGAGAUCACGCGGCGGUUACACUUUCGAUACCUGUGGAUAGAUGCACUGUGUAUCAUUCAAGACAAUGGUGAAGACUGGGCUCAAGAGUCAGGGAAAAUGGCUUCUUAUUAUGGGUUGUCGGCUCUCAUGAUAUCCGCAACUGCUGCUGAGGAUAGCAGCAAAGGAAUCUUGAACGCUCGGAAUGUACUUUGCUCGCCCAUGAUGGGUAAAGAACAAAGCUAUUGCUUAUGCGAGAAGGGUCUCCAAUCGGACGGCGAGAUCAACGGGUCAGUCCUGGCUACACGCGGGUGGGCUGCACAAGAGAGAAUACUAGCACCUCGUAUAUUACACUACACGACACGGCAGAUGUGGUGGGAAUGCGCUCAGGCAUUUUGGUGUGAAGCUUCAGACAAAGAGGUACAUCGUCAGAUCCACGGUGCCGGAUAUUCAAAGCCGCAGUGCCAACGCUUUGUCACUGAGGCCUUAAGUCAAGAAAACAAUUUACCUCGCCACAAUGAUCACAACACGCAAGAGAUAUCAGAAUGCGGAUCUGAAGCCGUGUUCUGGGAUAAAAUCAGAGCAUGGAAUCGAUGUGUCAGGGAAUUCUCAUCCCGCUCCUUAACAGUACCAAUCGAUAAACUUCACGCCAUCGCUGGCGUCGCAAAAAUGUUGAAUCAAAGUGGUGAACUUGGAACAUAUUGGGCAGGGAUCUGGAGCGUGUGCCUAGCAGACGCCUUGAACUGGAAGAGCCAUUACUACAGACUCCGUUCACCACCCAUAUACACAGCCCCUACCUGGACUUGGGCCGGUCUGGAAGGUGAAGUACGUUGUGCAAUUUGGAUCCCACAAACAUCUAUCGAUGAUGCGGAGCAAAUUCAUGCCAAGAGAUUCGAUCCUAAGCUUAUUGAUCAGCACAUGAUAUUGCAAGACGAGCGCAAUAUCUACGGUGCGGUCCAAGAAGGCUCCUACAUCACCAUCGAGGGCGCAUGUCUUAUGAGCGCUGAUUUCGAUUGCCUGAUGAGAGAUCUCUACGGGAAUGACUUCGGUGGUUUCCCCGGUGUUCAAAUCAAACUCGACAGAGAGCGACUGGACAUGUCGGCGCCUUAUGAUUGCUGUAUGUUCUUGAACGGGAAUCUGUUCCACAAGAAGGAGAAAUGGGAGGACGGUCUCAGCUACCCACUUAGCUGCAUGGAUGUCCUACUACUUAGCUGGGUUGAUCAGGAGGCGAAAGUUGCGCAGCGGGUCGGGGUAGCAGAUAUGCAAAGUCGUGGGGAUCGAGACAACUUGAUCCACAAGAUCAAAACUGCAGAUUGGGAAAGAUGGACAUUGGAGUUGGUGUAA